AAAAAUCGAAUACAUUUCGUUACACGAGGUGAUAUAAUUUUUGACACACCUGACUUACCUGAAUGCAAUUUACAGGUGAGAGGAGAAGAGAAGCGCCACCUUCGUUGACACACAAAAUAGUCAUCCGCCAUGAUGGCGACAGAUCGAGUGAUUGGAGUGCUCCUAUUUUUCGCCUCUGUACUGGCGAUCGGUAACUGCAUCCAGUGCUACCAGUGUGACAGCAAUGAGGACAUUUCCUGCCCCGGCGACCGCCGCUUCGACACCAGCGUCAACGCCAUGGUGGACUGCAACAGCUUCGAGGCGUACGUGCCCGGACAAUUCUGCAUGAAGAUUUAUCAGGAAAGCCCCGGAUAUGGAGGUUGGAAGAAAAUCACAAGACGCUGUGGUUCCAGAACAGAUUUUGGUGUCGCCUGGGGCUGCCGAUGGAGCUGGGACUACACGGGAGUGUUCAGGGAAACAUGUUACUGUGAAGACAAAGAUGGCUGCAACGGUUCCUCACGUGUCCAUACUAGCCUCGUUCUGGCUGUCAUCUGCUUUCUUGCCGUCAAACUUAAACUGUUAUUCAUCUAGCGCUACAUUGAUCUGAACCCGUACGACAAACACAGUUCAUAGGUGCAACAUUUCACUUUUCGCCUCAUCAGAAUCAUUCUUAAAUCGAGAUAUAAUCAAUCUUAAAUCCAGCUAUGCAAUAGAGAACUGCAAACACUACAAUUUGGAAAUAAUUAUGUCUUUUCUCAAAUAAUGAACAAAUGAGUAACGGUACACGAUUAGCUGUUUCACAAUUUCUUAUUGAGAAUGAAAGUAAGUGGGGAAGAAUCGGAACAAGGUGAAAUGUUCGUUAUUUCGGUAAUUUGUGUAUCCCGUAAGACAGUCAUAAUAUAGACUACCUCUGUCGCAUCUGUUAGGCAAAUUAACAAAUGAUUCUGUCCAUCAGUUAAAAACGAGCUUUGUGUACAUACGAACUGUACAUAUGCACUUUUAUACGUAACUUUGUAUAUAUUUUUAGCUUUUGAACCCUAUGUUAUGUGUUAUUGUUGGCAAUAACACCACCAUGAUCAGACAUAUCAUCUGUAUAAUAAUUUUUAUACUGUUCUAUUUCAUAUUGUAUAAAUAUUAGUUAAAACGUCGCCUAUAUUUAAGACGUUUUAUACCCCUUUGUGUAGAACCCAGAAUCGUCAUGAUUAUAACCAAGGCCUCAUAAUCUCGGAUUAAACGUCUCUUGACUUAACGACUUGCAUUGACGUUCAAGGAUAGUCCUAAUGUAAAUUAUGUAACGCAUAGCUUUCCGUUCAGUCUAAGCAAUAUGUACUGAUAUGGUGAACUAUAUCGAGCUCUAACAUGUUUCUACUGAUUCGAACAUUUGUUUGUACAUCUCUAACAAAAUGACACCAGUUGUAAUAAGAGCCAUAAGUAAAUACCCGUGUUUUCAAUCAGAUUAAUGUUUUGUAACAGAUUUAUUUGGAUUGCUUUCUGAUGCUUUGAGGACUAGUAUACAUGAUUUGUAAAUAUUUUUACCAGAAUAAUAAUACUUUUCUUUAAAUAAACCAUAUAUUUUUUGAAAA
This is a messenger RNA of Haliotis rufescens (red abalone), 1562 nucleotides long. RefSeq lists its product as uncharacterized. Lineage: Eukaryota; Metazoa; Mollusca; Gastropoda; Lepetellida; Haliotidae. The coding region runs from base 130 to 570 and encodes 146 amino acids. The transcript is spliced from 4 exons. Gene Ontology annotation, biological process: regulation of synaptic transmission, cholinergic; sleep; positive regulation of voltage-gated potassium channel activity. The record is from RefSeq and is a predicted model, not a curated record.